UCUUUCCUUCCUCCGUAUUCAAAGCAAACGAAUCUGUUCCUUCCUUCCUUCAACUCUUCUUCUUUCCCCACAUUCAUUUCUUCCGACCAUCACUUUCGUGUAUUACGUGUAUCUAUACAUAGCUAUACAUUUUCAGUUCGAAACCCUAACUGAGCUUCGUUGUUUGUUUGUUGCGAACCAGUAGUCGUGAGUUCUUCCAAUGGCGGCACCGGCAGUAGAAGCGGAGUACCUGAAGGAGAUCGAUAGAGCUCGUCGAGACCUUCGAGCUCUCAUCUCCAGCAAGAAUUGCGCUCCGAUCAUGCUUCGCUUGGCGUGGCACGAUGCAGGAACAUAUGAUGCCAAAUCAAAGACUGGAGGACCCAAUGGCUCAAUCAGGAAUGAGAAAGAGCUGAAUCAUAGUUCAAAUAAUGGUUUGAAAAUAGCAAUCGACCUGUGUGAACCAUUGAAGGCUAGACAUCCAAAGAUCACAUAUGCUGACCUUUACCAGCUUGCUGGUGUAGUUGCAGUAGAGGUCACCGGAGGCCCCACAAUUGACUUCGUUCCAGGAAGAAAGGAUUUCAUGGAUUCUCCCGAUGAAGGGCGCCUUCCAGAUGCCAAACAAGGACCAUCGCAUCUAAGGGAGGUAUUCUACCGGAUGGGUCUAUCUGACAAAGACAUUGUGGCACUAUCAGGAGGCCACACAUUGGGAAGGGCACACCCAGAGAGAUCAGGCUUUGAGGGUCCUUGGACCAAAGAUCCACUGAAGUUUGACAACUCAUACUUCGUGGAACUUCUGAAGGAGGAGUCGGAGGGACUGUUAAAACUUCCAACAGACAAGGCUCUAGUUGAGGAUCCAAAGUUUCGUCCCUAUGUCGAGAUUUAUGCAAAGGACGAAGAGGCAUUCUUUGCUGACUAUGCAGCAUCACACAAGAAGUUAUCGGAGCUAGGGUAUACUCUGCCGUCAUCUUGUUUCAAGGUAACUGCAAAGACAGGUGCAAUACUGGCGCAAAGUGCUGUGGGAGUUGCUGUUGCCACUGCUGUAGUGCUGCUGAGUUACUUUUAUGAAGUUCAUAGAAGAGUCAAGUAAACGAAACUAAUCCAGAAUAUCUAUACUAAUCAGCAAAUUGCCACAAACAGAUGCAAUUUCAGUUUUAGUAUCACAACAAUAAGUCUUUGGGAAUCAUGAUUGAUGUCUUAUGUCUCUACAUAAGCUAGCAUGAAGAUCUGUUCGAAGUUCCUCUUUCAUUUUAAAUAAAUGCCCCAAUUUAUCA
Molecule: messenger RNA, 1250 nt
Organism: Rhododendron vialii
Lineage: Eukaryota; Viridiplantae; Streptophyta; Magnoliopsida; Ericales; Ericaceae
Product: L-ascorbate peroxidase 3-like
Exons: 9
Coding region: 200-1066 (288 amino acids)
Biological process (GO): response to reactive oxygen species; hydrogen peroxide catabolic process; cellular response to oxidative stress
Molecular function (GO): heme binding; peroxidase activity
Source: RefSeq, a predicted model, not a curated record